This is a messenger RNA of Serinus canaria (Common canary), 828 nucleotides long. RefSeq names its product pancreas associated transcription factor 1a (gene PTF1A). Gene Ontology annotation, biological process: regulation of transcription by RNA polymerase II; developmental process. The transcript has 2 exons. The record is from RefSeq and is a predicted model, not a curated record. Gene Ontology annotation, molecular function: RNA polymerase II transcription regulatory region sequence-specific DNA binding; protein dimerization activity; DNA-binding transcription factor activity, RNA polymerase II-specific. Lineage: Eukaryota; Metazoa; Chordata; Aves; Passeriformes; Fringillidae. The coding region runs from base 1 to 828 and encodes 275 amino acids.
AUGGAGACUGUGCUGCUGGAGCACUUCCCCGGGGGGCUGGACUCCUUCUCCUCUCCCCCCUACUUCGACGAGGAGGACUUUUUCUCCGAGCCGCCUCCGCGGGACGUGCUGGCAGCGGACGGGCUGCUGGAGCCGGACGUGGAUUUCCUCAGCCGGCAGCUGCAGGAGUAUUACCGCGACGGCGGCGACCCCGAGGGAGGCUACCGCUGCCCGGCGCCGGCCGCCGCCUUCCCGCCGUCUCCCGCCUCGCCCGGCUUCUCCUACGAAUGCUGCGGAGCGGCGGGCGCGGCCUUACUGUCCCCCGGGGGGCGGCUCCAGGCGCUGGGCUCGGCCAAGCGGCGGCGGCGGGUGCGCUCCGAGGCGGAGCUGCAGCAGCUCCGUCAGGCCGCCAACGUGCGGGAGCGGCGGCGGAUGCAGUCCAUCAACGACGCCUUCGAGGGGCUGCGCUCUCACAUCCCCACUCUGCCCUACGAGAAGCGCCUCUCCAAGGUGGACACGCUGCGCCUGGCCAUCGGCUACAUCAACUUCCUCAGCGAGCUGGUGCAGUCCGACCUGCCGCUGCGCAGCGCCAGCAGCGAGAGCCCCAGCCAGCCCAAGAAAAUCAUCAUCUGCCACCGCGGCACAAGAUCUCCCUCUCCGAGCGACCCCGACUACGGACUCCCCCCUCUGGCCGGUCACUCGCUGUCGUGGACUGAUGAAAAGCAGCUCAAGGAACAAAACAUCAUCCGGACAGCCAAAGUGUGGACCCCCGAGGACCCGCGGAAGGUGAACAACAAACCCUCCGUCAACGACAUAGAGAACGAGCCCCCCUUCGACUACGUGGCGUGA